Messenger RNA from Neurospora hispaniola, 1293 nucleotides. RefSeq names its product FAS1 domain-containing protein. NCBI's taxonomy places the organism in Eukaryota, Fungi, Ascomycota, Sordariomycetes, Sordariales, Sordariaceae. The record is from RefSeq and is a predicted model, not a curated record. Gene Ontology annotation, biological process: macroautophagy. The transcript has a single exon. The coding region runs from base 1 to 1293 and encodes 430 amino acids. Gene Ontology annotation, cellular component: fungal-type vacuole membrane.
AUGAAACCCAAGCGCACCCUUCCCACGAUAGCUCUAGCGACCACAUUACCUACCGCCUCUGCUCAAACCGCCGAAAGCGGCCAACGCACCCCAACCCUAACCGAGACCCUCCAAGCCCUCAACGACAGCCUGUCAACACUCAACAGCUACAUCCAGACCCAACAAUUCCUAUUCGCCGCCAUCAACGGGACCUCAGGCAUCACCAUACUAGCGCCCAGCAACGACGCGAUGGCCGGACUGUUUGGCGGUGGCAGCGGCGGCGGUGGGGAAGCCGUCACUAUGAAUGACUUGAAUAACUUUGAUCCGCAGCUGGUGGAGGCGUUUUGGAACUAUCAUGUUUUGAGGGGGGUGUGGUGGACGAGCAACUUGACUGCUGGUACUGGUGGUGGUGGUAGUAGUGCUGCAGCGGCGGCAAAGAGAAGAAGGAAGAAGAGGGAUGAUAGUGUGGAUGAUGAUGGGAGCGGGAUAGAUGGGAACUCGCUUUUCAUUCCAACGUUGUUGGCGCCAGAUAUUACGCCCUAUGCUAAUGUGUCUGGUGGCCAACGAGUCAUCGCUCGUUCGAGUUCCUCUAGUGAUGGCGGUGGUGAGCCGGUAGUUACCUUCUACUCCGGCAUCAGUGGGUCUGGUGGUUCACGGCAAAUAACCAAAUCAACAAUAACCCAAGCCAACUUCAACUUUUCCGGGGGCACCAUUCACAUAAUCGACCAUGUCCUCUCUCUCCCUUCACGACUUAACGACACCCUCGCCUCUUUUGGCCCCUUUUCUUCAUCAACCAGCCAAGACGACGAAAUAUCCUCCUCCGCUUCUUCCCUCCUCUCCUUAACUGCCUCUGUCGGCGCUUUAAGUAGAGCCAACCUCACAGACGUCUUCAACACCAAACAAGACAUCACCAUAUUUGUCCCCUCCAACGACGCCUGGAAUGCAGUAGGAAGCGUGGUAUCGGACAUGGAUGAGGACGAGCUGGCGGAUAUCAUGGCCUAUCACGUGCUGAAGGGCCAAAAGGGGAAGGUGUUCUAUAGUGAUUUGUUGGUGCAGAAUGAUAACAGUGAUGGGGAGGCUGGCGGGCCAGAGGGAGGUGAGGAGUUUGAGAAGGACUAUGAGACCGUGGAAGGGGGGACACUCAAAGUAAGGGUCGUCGAUGGGUCGACAUCAACGGAGGAUGGGACAAAUGCUGAGGAGGAUGAUGAAGAGGAGACCAGUGGAAGUGGCAAGCAGGUGUUUGUGAAUGGGGCGAGAGUGGUUAAAAGUGAUGUGCUGGUGGAGAAUGGGGUAGUUCAUGUUGUUGAUGGGUGA